Messenger RNA from Elaeis guineensis (African oil palm), 1935 nucleotides. RefSeq lists its product as uncharacterized. Lineage: Eukaryota; Viridiplantae; Streptophyta; Magnoliopsida; Arecales; Arecaceae. The record is from RefSeq and is a predicted model, not a curated record.
CAACUCCAAUCGUCAUCCCACGUUCGUUUCGUCCCGUUGACAUAAGGUCGCAUGCAGGGCCUAUAAAUGCCGCACGUAGCCACCCUUUGUUCCCCCAAGUCACAAAAUUAACAUGGCUAGUUCCAAGGUCCUAGCUGUUGCACUCCUGCUAUUGCUCAGCGUCGAGCUCAUUGCUGCCGGAAGAGCGGCCAUCCAUGCCACCGGCGGUGGAGGAGGAGGAGGAGGAGGAGGAGGUCGUGGUGGUGGUGGUGGAGGUGGAUGGUUGGGCUCAGGCUAUGGCUCCGGCUACGGCUCUGGAUAUGGGUCAGGCAGUGGCUCUGAGUACGGCGGUGGCGAGGGAGGUGGAGAAGGCGGCGGCGGCGGCGGCGGGUCUGGCUAUGGUUCUGGUGGGGGUAGUGGUUCUGGUUACGGGUCGGGGUAUGGCUCCGGAUAUGGCUCUGGAGGUGGUAGGGGAGGAGACGGAUAUGGUAGAGGCGGAGGCGGUGGUGGAGGUGGAGGGUCGGGUUAUGGGAGUGGCACCGGUGGCUCUGGUUAUGGUUACGGAAGCGGAAGUGGUUCGGGCUAUGGUUCUGGAGGAGGUUAUGGGAGUGGUGGAGGCGGUGGUGGUGGCGGUGGUGGCGGUGGUGGUGGCUCUGGGUAUGGAAGCGGAUCAGGAUAUGGCUCCGGUUACGGUAGUGGGUCGGGAUAUGGAGGAGGUGCCGGCCUUGGUGGAGGAUAUGGGAUGGGAGGUGGCGGCGGUGGUGGCGGUGGUUCCGGCUAUGGCUCGGGUCUUGGACAAGGGUCCGGAUAUGGGUCUGGGUACGGGUCUGGAUAUGGGUCGGGCUAUGGUGGUGGAGGUGGUUGAUUUGAGCGAGUAUUGUUCGGAAUAAGGAUGGCUGGGCAGUCUAUAUCUUUUCCCAUUGCUUAGCUUUUUGGGAUUUGCUAUUCUGUUUUAGAUAUCCUGCUUUGUGUUAUCGAAUAAUAAAACAGAAAACCGUAUGUAAUUCUGCAUGCUGACUCUAUUGUAAGUGAUGAUAGAGGUCGUGAUAUAUUAAAAAUAUUCCAAGUAAAUUGCUGUUCUCGUACCUUUCUAUGUUUUCUUUGUUAUUUGAAUAGGUAAGAGGAUUGAAAGAAUGGAGGAUCAGGAAAUUUUGCAGUCAGGACGGGGUGUUCCAACGGUACUAUCGUAGUUCUCUUGAAGCCACCAGGUAUCAACCAACUCCCAGGAGAGCAUAGUUUUCUCAGGUUUCUCUACUGCAGCAGCAAUGGUCCAAGCCUUUAUAAGGAAGCAUUUACUUAAAAUAUAGCCUCAAUUUUUAUAUUUAAAUUUAUCAUAAUGGCCUCUCCCUGGUUAGCAACACAAGUUCCCGCGGACCACCUUAUAAAUAGCCUCUGUUGCAACCCCUCUAUCGUUUAGGUAGCAAUUUUAAUUUGUUAUCCCAGCAGCCAGCAGGGGUAGGCUGCAAAGAUCAUUCAAUCAUGUAGAGCUGUAGUUGUUGACUGUUUUUGCGAAAAAGAUUUAAUUAAAGGACUCAAAAAGAAUGUUUGAAAUUGAUCGGGCAUCAGGCAUCUAACAAUUAAGAGCAAGUUGCCUUUUUUUUUUUUUCCUCAUUAUUGGAGGUUAAUUUGCAAGCUAGCAUGCAACAGGCUCGUCAGAAAUGUGUUCACAACCUCUUCCAUGUAUUUGUUUCUGAACUUCAAAGAUAUCAAAUGCUGUUUUGCUCUAUCUCUAUGGAAGAUCGCUGUCCCGUUGAAAAUCGGAUGCUUCAUGUAGUUAUAUUGGAGGAGUAAACUCAAUACCAGAGAUCUUCUGGGUAAAAAGCUUAGCCAAUGCUUAAGAAAUUGUGCAAUCCGUGGAGAAGUAUCGGAAACUGUUAAUCAUUUGUUCUCCAAUUGUUAUUUUUUCUCUGACAUUUAGAAAUUAUUCUGCUCAUCACUUUGAGUUUUUCAUCCUCA